CUGGAAGAAGUCGAUGACGAUGGCAAAGAUGAAGAUUUUGAGAGAAUGAUCGAUGAGGAGCGAAGAAGACAAGAACAGGAGAAAAUGGAAGCAAUGCAAAAUGAAUUGAAGGCCAUGCAAAAAGAGUAUGUGAAAGCAUUGAGAAGACCUAAAGAAAAAGACGAUAAUGAGGAUGGUAAGCUUGCUGAGGAAGCAAUGCAAAAUGAAUUGAAGGCCAUGCAAAAAGAAUAUGUGAAAGCAUUGAGAAGGCCUAAAGAAAAAGACGAUAAUGAGGAUGAAGAACCACAAACUGAAGGUAUGCAGAUGUACACUAGUUUAAAGUUGAAGUUUAAGUCAAAGGCCAAAAAUAUUGUAAAAACGAAGGAUCCGCAUCGGGAAGACCAGGUGAGAAUGCAGGUUUAUCACUUUGGGCUUUUUCUCUCACUCCACUAACA
Strongylus vulgaris is the source of this 434-nucleotide messenger RNA. NCBI's taxonomy places the organism in Eukaryota, Metazoa, Nematoda, Chromadorea, Rhabditida, Strongylidae. The record is from the annotation of a GenBank genome assembly.